CAGACUUCAUUUUCUCUUUUCUUUCUUUUCCCUUCACCACGGCCUCCCCACCAUCCUCGGUGACGUGCCUGCUCCCCCGAUUGUUGCUCAAUUCAACAGAAUCUGCUCUGCGCAGUAUUCUGAACCCCCCCCUUAAUUACCCACCAUGGUUUCCAUCACAGAAUCUUCCCCCCUCCUCCCCCAACAUCAGCCGCCUUCCUCCACCAAUACGUCACCGCGAGGAAACCGAGCCUCUCGGACGGUGACAUUCAACCCAUUGGCCACUGUCAGCACAUAUCACGACACUGCCGCCGCAGACCCGACCUUCAGACCGCUUCAUUCUGGUUCUUACCCUGCGUCCAAUUCUCAGAGCGCUGGCCCACCCCGACCGACCGGCUUGUCCGCCUUAAAUAGCAAGCUCCGCCGCCGCAAUAGCCAUGGAGCACCCUACAGCACCGCCGGUGCCCCGUUCGCGACAGCCCCCAAGGUCGGACCGCAGCGAACGACGAAGAACGCACAGAAGCUUAAAUUGCUGCCCGAUCCCGUGACCGAAGAAGAACUUGCCGACGGCGACUUUCCGUCCGAUGUCUACUCGCAGAUCGCCCGCAUCAAAGAACCGACCGCCCGCAGUCACGCUGCAAGUCUGGGAAAGGCGGAUCGAGAGCGAUUGCCCCGCGUUACAGCCUACUGUACGGCCAAUUCGUAUCGUCUGGAGGGGGUGGUGCGGUUUCUCAAGUCCCGCGCAAAGACCCGCGGAGCCAACCCGAAGCUCUACGAUGAGUGCGUAUACUCGCCGUAUGACUACGACUACGAAGCAAAGCAGCGAGGCACAUGGAAUCUUUCGAGCAACGGGCUACAUUCACCGCAAUCCCAACCGCCAAUACGUCCUGCUGGAGAACGCCGGUACUCGGACAGUGUUGUGGAAGUGCAAGACAACACCAACACCCGACGGGAAGAUCUCAUCGACCUGAGGGAUUCGGAGUCGCACCAUCAACAAGAUGACCACGAAAGCGCCGUGGUCGAUUCCACCGCAUCGGCAUCCCAAUUAGAAGCUGCUCCUGAUUUUGACACCAAGGUCCACACCCCGGAGGUGUUCCUCUUCGACUACGGCACCGUGGUGAUUUGGGGCAUGUCCCCCGCGCACGAGUCACGAUUUUUAUCCGAUAUCUCCAAAUUCGCUACUUCCAUUCUCAGUCCCGAAGACACGCAGGUCGAGAACUUCAACUUCUAUUAUGCGCGCGAAUACCAAGCCCGGAUCUACAACGAUUUCAUCUCCCUCCGUGACCCGCGGAAUUACAUGAUCAAGCUCGCCAUCUCCCAUGCUCUCGCCCAGUCCGUCAAGACGUCCCUGUUCGAAGAUCUCGUCUCCGAGACCAUCUCCAACACCGCGCCACUCCCAGCCCAGAUCGCCCAGACCGGCAGCGUGAAUCUCACCCGGCGCCAGAUCAACAUGCAGGUCGGAGAGCUCUUCAUCCUGCGAAUCAACAUCCACCUUCAAGGCUCCGUCCUCGACAGUCCGGAACUGAUGUGGGCAGAGCCCCAACUGGAGCCUGUGUACCAGGCCGUGCGGAGUUACCUCGAGAUGGACCAGCGAGUGAGUCUCUUGACGGAGCGGUUAGACGUCAUUGCGGAUCUGCUUGCCGUCCUGAAGGAUCAAUUAACUCACCGCCAUGGUGAGUACCUCGAAUGGAUCGUUAUCGUUCUCAUCGCCGCCGAAAUCCUUGUCGCGGCCAUUAAUAUUCUAGUCGACCUCUACGCCGGCGUGGAAUAAAGCGUGUCUUUCUUUUUUUUUUUCUCGGAUUUUCCUCCGGCGUCAGGAACAGGGAUUUCUUUUUUUCGUCGGGGAGAUUUAUAUUCCUCAAUGUUUCGAUAACCAAGAGAAAUACUCUUCUUGCUUCGCUCUCAUCUCAUUGAAAUCCCAAGGGACUUCAUGAUCUGCAUUUCUACCCGUUCCAGGCGGAGUUUAUUUUUUUUUGUUUUGCUUCAGGCGCUACAGGG
This is a messenger RNA of Aspergillus japonicus CBS 114.51, 1977 nucleotides long. Its product is annotated as YagE family protein. Bases 146 to 1750 code for a protein of 534 amino acids. NCBI's taxonomy places the organism in Eukaryota, Fungi, Ascomycota, Eurotiomycetes, Eurotiales, Aspergillaceae. The transcript has 2 exons. The record is from RefSeq and is a predicted model, not a curated record.